AUGGGAAGUACUCCGACCCCAACAGUAACUCGGAGUAAGAGUGGUAUUGUCAAACCUCGACAACAACUCUGUCUUCAUACGUCUGUAGUCUCUCCUCUUCCCUUAUCUCAUAUACAGGCAGCUAAGGAUCCAUACUGGAAUGGGGCCAUGAGCGAGGAAUAUAGCUCUCUUAUUAAAGCACGAACGUGGGACUUAGUUCCGUGGCAAGUCGCUACUAACAUUGUUCGCUCUCUUUGGAAUUACAGGCACAAAUUCAAUGCAAACGGGGAGCUUACUCGCCACAAAGCAAGACUCUGUGCAAACGGGAAAUCUCAGGAGCUAGGCGUUGACUGUGAUGAAAUGUUUAGUCCAUUCGUUAAACCAGCUAGUGUAAGAACGGUUCUUCAUGUCGCUGUUGCAAAAGAUUGGCCUCUACAUCAGCUCGAUGUAAAGAAUGCUUUCCUCAAUGGCGAUCUUGAAGAGACGGUUUACAUGCACCAGCCACCAGGAUUCGUGGAUCCAACCAAACCAGAUCAUGUAUGCCUCCUACGGCGCUCUCUCUCUACGGCUUGA
Molecule: messenger RNA, 552 nt
Organism: Microthlaspi erraticum
Lineage: Eukaryota; Viridiplantae; Streptophyta; Magnoliopsida; Brassicales; Brassicaceae
Source: the annotation of a GenBank genome assembly